Molecule: messenger RNA, 309 nt
Organism: Rangifer tarandus platyrhynchus (Svalbard reindeer)
Lineage: Eukaryota; Metazoa; Chordata; Mammalia; Artiodactyla; Cervidae
Source: the annotation of a GenBank genome assembly
AUGGCAAACGAAUCUGCUUCUGUCCGGUGUUGGCUGGUGGGGAUGGGGGGUGGGCUGGAGGGACUAAUUUUUGAAAUAACCCCAGAGACUUGUUUCCAGGACAGAAGCCUGCCCUCAAGGAAAAUUACUUUGCUGGUGUCCGAAGAGAUGAAGCAGGCACCAGAAUCAAACUCAGAUGUGGCAGAAAUUUUAGAAUUAUCAGAAUGGGAAUUUAAAACAACUAAGAUGAAUAUGCUAAAGUCUUUGAUAGAAAAAAUGGACAACGUGCAGGAACAGAUGAGGAAUAUAAGCAAAAAAUGGAAAACUUAA